AUGUUCUACAGCCACGACAUCCUCUCUCGGCGCAAGACGGGACUCGGCAUCGUGUGGCUCGCAGCCACUCUCGGAGAUCGAAGCGUCGUUCGACGUCUCAGCCGCAGAGACAUUCUCAGCGUCAACGUCCGCAAAGCGUGCGAGUAUGUCAGCCAUCCGACGGAGCCGCUGGCGCUACGACUGUCGAGUCAGCUCAUGUACGGCGUGGUCAAGCUGUACGGCCACCAGACCGAGCUGCUCUACCAGGACGUGUCGAACGUGCAUAGCGAAGUUCGGCGACACGUUCUUGCCGGCGGUAGUUUUGAUCUCGAGACGAAAAACAUCGACAUGCGUAGACCGGUCAGGAGCGUAGAUGCCAUCACACUGCCUUUGGAUCUGGCAUUCUUCACACUCGACUUUGAUGCGACGAGCGGAUUGAUGUACAGGGUGAGCGUGGAGCCGCCGGAGAGACGGGAGAUGCUGGAGGAGGCGCUCGGAGACGGGUUCAGGACACCGACGCCAGUCUCGUUCAUUGCGGAAGAGGGGAGGAUCACAUUGCCGGGUAGAGCGUUUGAAGAGGACGAGCUGGGACUGCCCCGUGGGUUUGGCGAGGGAGAAGAGUUCUAUCCCAUGUUUGGCGAAGGUGACUACGACGAGGAAGAGAUCGAAGGGCUCGACUUGGGUCUCGAAGGCAUCGAGAGACCAGAGGCCUUUAUCCCAGGCGCACCCGAAGGCAUCCAGCGACGCGAAGUGGGCGACGAGACCGCUGCCACCAUCGGACCGCUGGUCGAAUGGCCAGAACUCGAAGAGAGACUCGCCGAAGAAGCUGCACGUAUGGAGAUCGGCCCCAUCAUGGAGGGCGUCCCCACCGUUGUUCCUGCUCGUCGCCCUAGAGAUGAAGAGGAGGAGACGGCCGAAGUGGAAGCUCUCCUCGCUCCUGCCGUUCGACGCCCGCGGCCGCCACCUCGACCCUUCGAUGACCCCGAGACGAUGCUAAGCGAUGCAGAGAUGCGCGCUGCACGGGCCGACUAUCCGUUUCGCAUGGCAGCCCACCGUUUGGCCCAGCAGACUCGUAAACAGACGCGAGCAGCCGAUGCCGCAGUUCGUCAAGCCAUGUUUGGCCCACCCGAGGAUCUCUCGCUCCACCCGAUGCUGACUGAAAUGUGGCAGAUGACCGUGGGAGAGCAUCUGCAGUCCCGACGAGCUCGACUGCGGGAGAUGCGAGCUGAAGCGGUACUCUCUCCGAUCGACGAGGCUCCUCCUGUCCCGCCUCCUCCCACACCUAUGGAUCUGGACGAGCAGGAAGUGGGCGUGGCGCGAGCGGCCGUCGAGCCCGAGAUUCCAGCCGCCCUCCGAGGCGCUCGAGAGUCGCUGCCCUGGAACGUCUUUAUGGAGCACCGCCGUCGAUCGUCCAUGAUGCCGUCUAUCUCACACGAACGCGAAACGACGCCGCUGCGCCUGCGCGAGGUCUCGGUCGAAACGCCCACUGGACUGCGACGACUGCCUCCGCUCGAGUCACCACUCUUCCCUCCCGCAUCACCUUCCACCGCGGUCCCAUUCGACGACUUUUACCAGCCACCCCUCUCGCUGCCCGGCACGCCAUCCGUCGAACGAAUCAGGCUGGGCCUGCCCACCGCCCCUGCCGCGCCGGCGGAACGCUCCCCGACGCCUCCAUCUCAGAUCUUCGAGGAAGACAUGGAGGAAGAGACACGCAACUUUUACGAAUACGCUCGAUCCAUCCGUCAGCAGCUCGAGGAUCCCAACUUCUUGUUCUUCAGCGACCUGGCGCCUGUAGCGUCUAGCACGCCGGCUGUGGCUGCUCAGGCUUUCUAUCACACAUUGGCUCUGGCGACGCGCGGCAGAUUGAAGCUUAAGCAGGACGAGCCGUACCAAGAGAUCCGUAUCACGCUUGUCAAUCCCUGA
Messenger RNA from Kalmanozyma brasiliensis GHG001, 1902 nucleotides. RefSeq names its product Rad21/Rec8-like protein, N-terminal. Gene Ontology annotation, biological process: synaptonemal complex assembly; replication-born double-strand break repair via sister chromatid exchange; mitotic sister chromatid cohesion. Gene Ontology annotation, cellular component: synaptonemal complex; cohesin complex. The record is from RefSeq and is a predicted model, not a curated record. The transcript has a single exon. Lineage: Eukaryota; Fungi; Basidiomycota; Ustilaginomycetes; Ustilaginales. Bases 1 to 1902 code for a protein of 633 amino acids. Gene Ontology annotation, molecular function: chromatin binding; protein binding.